AUGAGUUUACCGACCCAAUCGCUGCAAUGGGUUCUUCAUGAGAAACCACACGGAGAACCCGCCCUGGGCGGCGAUAACCCCACAUUCGCCUUGAACAAGGCCAAGAUCCCUGCGCUGAAGGACGGACAGAUUUUGCUGAAGACGCUGUAUCUCAGCAAUGACCCCGCUCAGCGAUCGUGGAUCUCGCCUCUCGCCCAGGCAGAGCGCCUGUACCUGCCUCCCGUGCAGGUGGGCCAGCCUAUGGCGUCCAUGGGGAUUGCGGAAGUCGUGGACUCGCGCAGCCCGGACGUCAAGACUGGUAGCUUGGUCACUGGUAUGCCGAAUUGGACGGAGUACUCGAUCGACGAAGCCAAGAAUGUCGAUGUCAUUGAGCCCCAGGCCGGUCUGCCCGUUACCCACUUCCUGGGCGCUCUGGGUCUACCUGGUUUCACGGCGUACUAUGCUCUCACUCAGAUCGUUAAGGCGACUGCUAAAGACGCUAUUGUUGUUAGCGGGGCGGCUGGCGCAGUAGGGAAUAUGGUGGUUCAGAUUGCUAAGAAGAUGAUCGGAUGUCGAAAGGUGAUUGGUAUUGCUGGCACAGAUGACAAGUGCAGGUGGGUGGAGAAGCUGGGAGCGGAUGUCUGCUUGAACUACAAGUCGUCUUCGUUUAAGCAAGAGCUCACUCAGGAGACUGAGGGCUUCGUGGAGGUCUACUUUGCUCACUCUUUCUCUUGUGGCACCAUUUCCAACUACAACCGUGAUGACGACAUCAUCGGUCUGAAAAACUUCUACGAAGUUAUUACCAUGCGUCUACAGAUCCUGGGAUUUAUUAACAUCGAUUGGAUUGACCACUUGUCUGAGGUGCGGGCCAUCCUGGUCGACGAGUGGAAGAAAGGGAACAUUAUCAUUGGCGACGAGAGUGAAAUGGUUAUCGAUACAGACUUUGCUGAUAUUCCUCGUACCUGGAUGUUGUUAUAUUCUGGUGGUAACACAGGAAAGCUUGUUACGAAGGUGAAGCAUUAG
Penicillium riverlandense is the source of this 1002-nucleotide messenger RNA. Its product is annotated as MDR family NADP-dependent oxidoreductase. NCBI's taxonomy places the organism in Eukaryota, Fungi, Ascomycota, Eurotiomycetes, Eurotiales, Aspergillaceae. The coding region runs from base 1 to 1002 and encodes 333 amino acids. The record is from RefSeq and is a predicted model, not a curated record. Gene Ontology annotation, molecular function: oxidoreductase activity, acting on the CH-CH group of donors, NAD or NADP as acceptor. The transcript is spliced from 4 exons.